Messenger RNA from Racocetra persica, 338 nucleotides. The record is from the annotation of a GenBank genome assembly. NCBI's taxonomy places the organism in Eukaryota, Fungi, Glomeromycota, Glomeromycetes, Diversisporales, Gigasporaceae.
GUAAAAAAUUUUUCUCAAUUGAUGGGUAUAAGAUUUUUAUUGGGUGCUUUUGAAUCUGGUCUUUUCCCCGGUAUCAUAUUUUAUAUUACAAAAUGGUAUAAGAGAUCUGAACGAGGUUAUCGAAUUAGCUUGUUUUUUGCUGGUGCUACAAUUGCUGGAACAUUUAACGGUCUUUUAGCAUUUGCUAUCACAAAAUUAGAUGGUAAAUCUGGUUUAAGUGGUUGGCAAUGGAUAUUUCUUAUUGAUGGGCUAGCGACAGUCAUUGUUGGACUUUUCUCAUACUUUUUAAUAUCGAAUUAUGCGGAAACCGCUACUUGGCUUACGGAAGAUGAAAGAAA